Molecule: messenger RNA, 1227 nt
Organism: Rotaria sordida
Lineage: Eukaryota; Metazoa; Rotifera; Eurotatoria; Philodinida; Philodinidae
Source: the annotation of a GenBank genome assembly
AUGCAAACUGCAUUGAAUUUAUUUUUACUUUGUCGAUUUGGAAGAAUGGCAAAAUUUGCUGCAACUGAUGGUGCAUUUGAAAAAAUUGAUACAAAUCGAGAUGGAAGGAUUGAUAAAAAUGAAUUUCGUAAAUGGAUUUCAAAUGCAGAAGGAUUGCCUUCUUCAUCAUACGAAUCGUCAACUAGUGGAUUUAAUCUUCGUGAUAAUACUACUAGUCGAUUUGAUCGAGAUAAAUAUACUUCAUAUGGAACUACAACAGGAGCUAGGGGGUUGAUUGAUGAUACGGUGAUAAAUACAAAUAGUUUGGAAGAAACGAAUGCAUAUCUUGCAAGAUCAGCUAGUAAUAUUUAUAGGGAUCGUAAUCCACAAAUUAUUCGGCGAGCAACAACUGAACGUCCAGUAACAUAUGAACAACGAGUUGUUGUUAAAUAUCUUCAACCACCACCUGUUCCAGAACCAGGACCACUCAUCGUAAAAGAAGUGCGUUCAGCGCAACCACCACCACCUCGACCACUUAUCAUACGCCAACAUGCAUCACGUGUUCCUUCACCACCUCCCCUUAUCUUACGUGAACGGCCACCAACACCACCGCCAUGUAUUCCCAGUGAAACAGUUACUCGUUGUUUACCUGCUCUACCUGCUCCACCACGAUCAGUUGUCAUCGAACGUUUUCCACCUCUUCCAGCAAAACCACGCGAUAUUAUAAUUGAACGAUGGAUUCCCUAUGGACCUCAAUCUGAACGUCGUACAAUUGUUGAACCUGCUCCUCCUGCUAUAAAAUAUCCAGAACCGCGUAAUAUAAUUAUUGUGUAUGGAGCUGUUGAAACACGUACAGCCCGAAAAUUUCAAAAUCUUGGAGCUAUUAAAGAAAAUCCUGCCGAUUAUAUAGCUCGUUAUGGACAAUCACUUUUACGUUCAGAAACACUUAUUCAACAGGCUCGUAAUGCUGGUGUUAUUGAAGAUAUAUCGCCUUCGACACUAUCAUCUUCAAUAUAUACAAAUACACGCGGAAAUACUGAUUUCGAUCAGUCAAAUGAAAUAGUCAAUCGAGGUUUUUUAUUACCGGGUGGAACUAAUUGGGAAGGAAGUCAACUAGCUAUUGGUACGCAAACUAUUGAUCGUGGUAAUAGAAGUUAUGCAUCAUCAGCAUCAAAGUUGAUUCGUGAAAGUAGAAGCCAACGUGCAUUUCAUGGUAGUGAUGGUAGUAUUAUCGCUAUAAGGAUAUAA